Messenger RNA from Rotaria sp. Silwood1, 1611 nucleotides. Lineage: Eukaryota; Metazoa; Rotifera; Eurotatoria; Philodinida; Philodinidae. The record is from the annotation of a GenBank genome assembly.
AUGUUAUGUCAAAUAUUUUCUAAUCAAAGUCAAUUAACUUCUCUUCAAAUCGAUAUGUCCAAAUUAUCUUAUGAAAUUCAUCAAAGUUUAAAAUCACAUUCUUAUGUUUUAUCAAACAAAAUUUCUAAUGAAUUUCAAUCUUAUUCUAUAACUCUACGUCAUUUACGUAUUUAUCUCAAGCAUACAUGUUUUCUAGAAGAUCUCAUUGAAUAUGUGCCCAAUCUCGAACAAUUAUCGGUUUAUUUUCACAAUUUUGCAAUCCAUAAUGAUUUUCUUGAUUCAAACAUUAACAUACCACACCUAUCAAAUGGAAACUGGUUUAAUAAAGUACGAAGAUUGAAAAGUUUUAUAUUGAAAAUUUAUGCUUGUACCGAUUUCGAAUUAACUUAUUUAAAAUGGCUUCUUAAUAAUUUAAAUCAUAUUAUAAAAUUGGAAAUUCAUUUAUAUGCUAGUAUUAUAUGGAAAGCAGAUCAAUCAAUAUGUAAUUCUAUGAUUGACGCAAAUUUUAUUCGUCAAUAUUGUUUACCUGAUCAAAUAAUUAAUUUAAAAUAUUUUUAUUUUUAUAUUUGUACACAAUGUUCAUCAUCAUUAAAUAAUAUUUCGAAAAUAAUUAAUUCUUUUAAAAUAAAUUCCUUUUUUAUUGAUCAUCAAUGGACAAAUGUUCAAGGUUUUUAUGAUAAAAAUAUGUCAUAUCAACAUAUAUUCUCUUCUAAUCUUAAAAAAUUUCAACGUUCUAUUCUUCUACUUAAAGAUGCAUAUAUAUAUGAAUGGUCUGAUAUUGAACAUAUUCAGAAUAAUCAUCAUCCAUCAUUUUAUUUACUUCUCAAACAAUUCGAUGAAUUAUGUCCUAAUGUUUCUUCUAUGACAAUUGAUAUCGGAAGUGAUGAUGUUAAAGCAAAGAUUCUGGAAUCGCUGACAACACCAUUCAGCAUGAAACAACGAAAUCUAAAUGAUAGUCAACUUCGAAAUGUUACAAAACUUAGAUUUGGAUAUUGUACUUGUCGUCGUAUUCGUAACUGUAUAGAAUGGGCACAUCAAGAGAAAAAACAUCUUGAAAUACUUGCUUGUCUUCUGUCAAUGCCUCUUCAACUUAAAUAUCUUUUUAUUCAAAAAUUUGAAUGGCUUUAUUUUGUUGUUAAAAAGCAGUUGUAUUAUUAUUUCAGAAAAGAAAAUGUAUUAAAUACUGUUCGAUAUGCUGAAUUUGGUAUUGCCAGUUGUAAUGUUGGUGAUGAUGCUUCAACUCGGACUGGCAGACAUCUUGUACCUUUUCUAAAUACUCAUAUGCCUUAUUUACAAACAUUACAUCUUUGGAGACCAGAUGAUUUUCCUUGGACAACAAUUCGACCAAUCUUUAAAUCUGACAAAUCGUAUGGAAAUAAUAUGCAACAAUGGAAUCGAACUCUACGUACAUCUAAAUCUAUUAAUGAACAUGUUAUUGCGUUUGAACAAGAUCUUUGUCAAUUAGUCGAACAAUUAAAACAAUUUGUUUAUCCUGAUAUUUAUGGUGAAAUUCAUCCUAAAAAAGUCAAACUCUAUCGUUUAAUGGUUCAAAAAUGUUUUCCAAAUAGUCAAAAUGACAUUCAAAUAUCAAGAUUUUCUCUUUGGAUUUAA